GGGUGGGACAUGGACUGUCUGCAGAACAGAGUGUGAUUGUCAUCCAGACUUAGUUAAGUCGUAUUCCUGGGCCAUUGUACGGUGUGGUGUAACUCAGGAUUGUACAAACUACACUGACAGCCUUUUUCUACUGACAAUGUCACAAAGACUUGGCACAAGAUCUGAAGGUUUAUCUAAAAUAGACCUGAAAAUCUCUUUGGAUGAAUGUAUGGCUGCCUUGGACCUGUUUCUAAGCAACAGAUUUGGAGAUGCCUUGGCCAGACUUCAGCCCAAAGCCAAAGACAGUAUGUAUCAUUCUCUGACGUACGCCACCAUAUUAGAAAUGCAGGCCAUGAUGACCUUUGAACCCGAGGAUAUUAUCAACGCUGGCAAUGUGAUGAAGGACGCCCAGGCCAUCUGCCAGAAGUUUAGGAAAAGAUCGACCGUUGCAGAUUCCAUCAACAGCCUGGUGAACAGGCACAGCUCUGAGCAGUUCACUGAAGAGGAGAUGCACGCUGAAGUCUGCUAUGCAGAAUGCUUACUACAAAGAGCUGCUCUUACCUUCUUACAGGAUGAGAAUAUGAUCAGCUUCAUCAAAGGGGGAAUCAAAGUGAGGAAUAGUUACCAGACGUACAAGGAACUCCUUCAUAUUGUACAGUCAUCAAACUACAUCAGAGGUGAAUACCACCGUCAUUUCGAAGGCGGUGUUAAGCUUGGAAUUGGGGCGUUUAAUCUUACAAUUUCCAUGCUACCAACGAGGAUCCUGCGACUUUUAGAAUUUGUGGGAUUUUCUGGUAACAAGGAAUAUGGUCUGGUACAGCUGCAGGAAGGAGCAUCCACACAUAACUUCAGGGCUCUACUAUGCACCAUGCUACUGCUGUGUUACCACACGUUCAUGAGCUUUGUAUUAGGAACAGGAGAAGGAGAUGUUGAUGAUGCAGAGAGAUUACUGCAGCCUUUCUUUGAACGCUACCCAAAGGGAGCCAUUUUCCUAUUUUUCACAGGAAGAAUUGAAGAGAUCAGAGGCAAUAUUGAUGCAGCUAUUUCACGCUUUGAGGAAUGCUGUGAGGCUCAGCAACACUGGAAGCAGUUUCACCACAUGUGCUACUGGGAGUUGAUGUGGUGCUUUACUUUCAAGCGUCAUUGGAAAAUGGCAUAUUUCUACGCAGACUUGUUGAGUAAAGAGAAUUCCUGGUCAAAGUCUACGUAUGUAUACAUGAAAGCAGCCUACCUCAGCAUGUUUGGAGAAGAUGAUUACAAGCCCUUUGGGGAUGAUGAGAUUGAACUAUUCAGGAAAGUGCCGAGCAUGAAGCAGAAAAUCGCUGGCAAGUCUCUACCUACAGAAAAAUUUGCCAUCCGCAAGGCUCGGCGGUACCUUAACCCAAAGCCGAUCAAACUGCCAGUUCCUGCUUUGGAAAUGAUGUACAUUUGGAAUGGCUACACAGUGAUCGGAAAACAUAAGGACUUGACUGAAGGGAUGCUUGAGACACUUAAUGAGACUGAGAGGGCACUUGAUGUUGCACCAGUGACCGAAUGCCUGAUGGAUGAUCAGUGUCUUGUGAAGCUGCUGAAAGGUCUUUGUCUGAAGCAUUUGAAUAAGCACUUUGAAGCAGAGCAAUAUUUCAACUGGAUUUACGCAAAUGAGAAGAAGAUCAGAUACGACCAUUACUUGAUUCCAAAUGCUCUACUUGAACAUGGUCUUCUGUGUAUGGAACAAGGAAGAAACGAAGAGGCGAUAAAGUCUUUGGAAAAAGCAAAGCACAACUACAAGAAUUAUUCAAUGGAGUCGAGGACACAUUUUAGAAUUCAAGCAGCCCUCCUCAAAGUGAAAUUGCACACAGAAAAUGGAGAACAGUCCUUACUGUCUACACCAUAAGAUGCUUUUAAAUUAUAAGCGGUCAGCAAAUCUGCACUGACCCAGACUUGCAUCGGAAAAUUGUCUGGGGAAAAAGGCACUCUCUUAUUGUGUUGAUAAUCGGCAUCGAAAAACAUUGGUUAUAAACAGAAUUGCUGUUUGUAGGGUUUGUCGUGUGUGGACUACUGGAUUGACUCAGGAAAAAUCAGUAAAUUGUUGGUUUGCGAUGGCCACAUGUUUAGAGAAUCAUCCAAAUUACAGCACCAACAGGAAGAAAUUCAGUCCGCGGAUCAUUCGCAAGCCACUUCAUUUGCUGUUGUUCAUAUGGAUGUAAAUUUGUUUCCACCUGGUAUAUAGUUCCAUCCUUGAAAUGUUUAGUCUUUGGACUGGAAGUAAGUGGACGUUUCCAGUCUAUUGAAGUUUAAAAAAAAGUUCAGAGUGGGAUGUCAUGGAAAACUGAUGUAUGAAAAUAGCUAAUACGUUUCAACAAUGAUUAUUUUGCAGCCACUUACAGAAAUAUUCCUACAUUACACAUUCCCUUCCCCUCCCUCCAGGUUUUAGAACAGACUUUGGCUGAGGUGGGACAAAAUGAAGGACCACUAAUAUGAUGGAUGUGACGUUCCCUCUUUUUUGGGGUCAACCAGAUUUCUGAUCCAAACCUGAAACUUCCACAUAAACAUGGAAAUUUCCCUUUGCCUGGAAUGAAGUGAAAGUGCACACGUUUUCCAGAGAAACACACCUCGUUCACCUCAUCCCAGAAGAAAAAUAGACUCAGGGUGAUGAGAGCCAAAGCUUAUAGACCUAAUUGGGAAACAAAAUUAGCUAGUUAAACAUUCAAGUUAAAAAAAAUCGACUUCAUACUGAGCGAUUAAUAGUUUUCACAGAACAAGUUUUACUAUAAUUGACUUCUUCUGCCACUGUAUGAUAAGACUGGAUCUUGCAUGUUUCCUUACUAUUUCAGUCAACCAGAAGUGUCUCCCUUUCUCCAUCAAUGCUGGAGGUUAAAGCUUUAAAUUGUUUGAAUAGGAAAAUAAAUAAUAAUCCUUGCAUUUGAUGUAAUGCUUUUCAUGACUUUGGGACGUCUCAAAGCGCUUCACAGAAUAUACUGUAAAUUGAAUUGACUGUAUAUUUGUGGGCGAAACGUGGCAGCCAAUUGCGCACAGCAGCGUCCCACAAGCAGUUGUGGAUUGAGUGAUCAAUUAUUGUUUUUUUUCUUGAGGGAUUAUUAUCAGGUGUUUGGAGUAAGGAAAAUUGCGCAAGGUUUCGCCCUGCCAGGAAUCAAACCCAGGUCCCCGCUUAAGAGGCGAGUGCUCUAACUACUGAGCUACAGGACUCCACUGUAUGCUUGUAAAUAACUAAACUUUGCCUUUUAAAAUGUUAUUUAUUUUUGUAAAUGUCUUGUGUUCAUUAAACUGUGCUGUCAGUUC
Messenger RNA from Callorhinchus milii (elephant shark), 3261 nucleotides. RefSeq names its product tetratricopeptide repeat domain 39A (gene ttc39a). Lineage: Eukaryota; Metazoa; Chordata; Chondrichthyes; Chimaeriformes; Callorhinchidae. The transcript is spliced from 18 exons. The record is from RefSeq and is a predicted model, not a curated record. The coding region runs from base 137 to 1855 and encodes 572 amino acids. Gene Ontology annotation, molecular function: protein binding.